GCUGUUGGACUGCCUUUUUUCCCUAAUCUGAGUGGUGUUGUAGGUACUGAAGGAAAUCGUACUGUCGGAAAUGAGGGCAACGAUGACGGUUCCCGUCGAUAUACUCCGAAUGUGGCGGAAAGCGGUCCCAUCUUGCUCAACCCUAAGCAAGACUAGUAUAUUCAAUGAACAGACCAACUUGCUCUUAUAUGACUAGAA
This is a messenger RNA of Cylicostephanus goldi, 198 nucleotides long. Lineage: Eukaryota; Metazoa; Nematoda; Chromadorea; Rhabditida; Strongylidae. The record is from the annotation of a GenBank genome assembly.